Capsella rubella is the source of this 1381-nucleotide messenger RNA. Its product is annotated as S-adenosylmethionine decarboxylase proenzyme 2. The record is from RefSeq and is a predicted model, not a curated record. Lineage: Eukaryota; Viridiplantae; Streptophyta; Magnoliopsida; Brassicales; Brassicaceae. The coding region runs from base 114 to 1202 and encodes 362 amino acids. Gene Ontology annotation, molecular function: adenosylmethionine decarboxylase activity. The transcript has a single exon. Gene Ontology annotation, biological process: spermine biosynthetic process; spermidine biosynthetic process. Gene Ontology annotation, cellular component: cytosol.
CUACUAGUCAAUCUCCUCCAUUGCUUUCCAAUUACAAAAACAUUCUCUUUUUACCUCUCAAAGCUCUGGUUCCCAUCCUUCUCUCCUCUCAACAACAACAAGAACAAACCGAUAUGGCCAUGUCUGCUAUCGGAUUUGAAGGCUACGAGAAGCGCCUUGAAGUUUCUUUCUUUGAGCCUGGUCUCUUUCUUGACCCUCAAGGCAAAGGUCUCCGUGCUCUGGCCAAGUCUCAGAUCGACGAGAUCCUCCAGCCAGCUGAGUGCACCAUCGUUUCUUCUCUCUCCAACGAUCAGCUCGACUCUUAUGUUCUCUCUGAGUCCAGUCUCUUUAUCUUCCCUUACAAGAUCGUUAUCAAGACCUGCGGCACAACUAAGCUCCUCCUCUCUAUCGAGCCACUCUUGAGGUUGGCCGCUGAGCUCUCUCUUGAGGUUAAGGCUGUGAGGUACACUCGUGGAAGCUUCCUCUGUCCUGGAGGCCAGCCAUUCCCUCACCGCAACUUCUCUGAAGAAGUCUCUGUUCUCGAUGCCCACUUCGCUAAGCUGGGUUUGAGCAGUGUUGCAUAUCUCAUGGGCAACGAUGAUGAAACCAAGAAAUGGCAUGUUUACUCUGCGUCUGCCAAGAACGACAACAACAACAAGAAUGUCUACACACUCGAGAUGUGUAUGACUGGUCUGGACAAAGACAAGGCAUCUGUCUUCUACAAGAAGGAAUCAAGCUCGGCUGGUUCUAUGACUGAUAACUCUGGCAUCAGAAAGAUACUUCCUCAAUCCCAGAUCUGUGACUUUGAGUUUGAGCCCUGUGGCUACUCAAUGAACAGCAUCGAAGGUGAUGCAAUCUCCACCAUCCAUGUGACUCCAGAGGAUGGUUUCAGCUACGCUAGCUUUGAAGCAGUGGGAUACGAUUUCACAACCAUGGACUUGAGCCACCUGGUCUCGAAGGUGCUAACUUGCUUCGAGCCAAAGCAAUUCUCAGUAGCUGUCCACUCUAGCGUCGAACAGAAGGGAUAUGGCUCAGGUCUCGCUGUGGACCUAGACGAUUACGGAUGCAGAGAGUUAACAAUGGAGUCUCUAGGAGAAGAGAGAGGAGCAGUGAUGUAUCAGAGGUUUGAGAAGCUAGGAAAGUAUUGCGGUUCUCCAAGAUCUACCUUGAAAUGUGAAUGGAGCAGCAACAGUAGCUGCCACAGCGAGGACGAGAAGGAAUAAAAGGGAACUUAAUAAGCUCAAGUUUUUUAAGUUUGUUUUCUCGAAUAAUAAUGUGUUAUGGAUAAUGUUUUUUUCUUCUUAUUUCCCUAAAACCAGUGAUUGUGUCUGGUCUAUGUGAAUUCGGAUGAUGAAUAAUAUUAUAAAUUUUAUCUCUAUUAAUAUGAUGAUCAUUUUCAUGA